Molecule: messenger RNA, 608 nt
Organism: Polistes canadensis
Lineage: Eukaryota; Metazoa; Arthropoda; Insecta; Hymenoptera; Vespidae
Product: protein FAM177A1
Exons: 3
Coding region: 52-552 (166 amino acids)
Source: RefSeq, a predicted model, not a curated record
UAUAGCAUACAUAUACAUGCAUACAAGGUUGUGUUUUGCUCAUGACUAAGAAUGACAUUUGAAACACUGUGUAAUGUGUGUCAAACUAUGGCUAACGAAGAAAACAAGGAAAGUGAUUUAAAUGACGUGGUCUUGCAGGAAAAUGUAUUGGAUACGCAAUGCGAAACCAUUGCGAAGAAACGUCCUAAACGUGUGUUGCAUUUUUCUGACGGGGAUUUAGAAGAAUAUUCAUCGGAAGAUGAGGUAGAUAGGUCGCAAGCAACUAAAAUUGUAGCUGAAAUUGAUCCGCAUGCACUUAAUUGGAUACCUUGGACUUGGCAUCAAACAACAUUCAUCGGUACAAAAUUAUUGGAUGGUUGUGAUUAUCUUGGUGAAUGGUUGGCCAAUUUUUUUGGUAUUACAACGCCUAAAUAUCAAUUUGAAAUCGAUGAAUUUCAUAGAUUGCAAGCUUUACAAAAUGAAAUGAUUCAUAAUAACGAUUUAGAAAUGGGCGGAUGGAACAAUCAGAACAGAAAUAAUUUAAUUAACGUUCCCAAUUUGACAAAAGAUUAAGCGUGCUAGUUUCUAGUAUCUUUUUUCUAACCGAAGAAAUACAAAUUUAUAUAUAA